Molecule: messenger RNA, 2713 nt
Organism: Anopheles coustani
Lineage: Eukaryota; Metazoa; Arthropoda; Insecta; Diptera; Culicidae
Gene: Atg14
Product: beclin 1-associated autophagy-related key regulator
Exons: 2
Coding region: 290-1918 (542 amino acids)
Biological process (GO): autophagosome assembly; cellular response to starvation; mitophagy
Cellular component (GO): phosphatidylinositol 3-kinase complex, class III; mitochondria-associated endoplasmic reticulum membrane contact site; extrinsic component of omegasome membrane
Source: RefSeq, a predicted model, not a curated record
AUUCGUAAAGGUUGAUUGGUGAAGUGCAUCAGGGAGUGUUGUUGUGGAAAUCUCUAAAACAGGAGGGGGCACGCUUGUGAGACAAAGAAACAUCGCGAAAACCGAUCCGCAGUCUGGGUGACGAAACAAAGUCACCAUUCGCCGUCAGACCUCGGGUAGCGAAUCACAACGCCAUUGUUGUUCAUCGUAGUUUAGUCAUCGUUUGCAAUAGCUUCGACGGCGCGACGCAAUAGUACGGUGCGCUCGGUUCCAUUCUCAGCCUCGCUGCUAGGACGAAUCCUAGCCUACGAUGGCCGUGAGGGGUACCAGAGUCAGCUCGACAUCCGACUCCGGGGGUGCCCCAGAAAACUUUCACAUCACGUACUCGCACGACGGCACCGAUGACGAGGAGGCCAUCGAGGCAACCGUGCACGACGGUGAUCUGCUCUCCGCGUCCAGCUUUCAGAUCGGUGGGCUCGUGGGGGGAAGUACUCUGCGGUGUCCCCUGUGCGGAGCCCACCGACGUCAGUUUCACUGCAAAUCAUGUAUCCGACACGGAGACUUUUUGCACACGGCCACCGGUGUGUACCACCUUCCGGAGCGCUUCGUUGAGAAGCAGCAGAGACUGCGGAACCUUCGCACUGCCAAUGCAACCCUCGAGGCUAAGGGCACGCACAUGCUGGCGAAACACUUCCACGCGGGGAAGCUGGCCGGUGAGAUCAAGCAGCGUACGGAUCGGGCGAAUAUCAUCCGCAAAACGAUCGAAUUGAAGCGGACGGCGAUCGAGGAGCUGCGUGCGAAACAACGCUCGCUCGGCGAUGAAAUUCGUAAGCUGCGCAUCAAGCUUCCUCGGUACGACGAUAAGGUGAAAAAUCUGAGCGAGUUCGUUAUGCGCAAGCUCGAGGAAAGUGAGCACCGGAAGGCCCAGCUGGCCACGGUACAGGAUCGGCUGCGGUUGAUGAAGCGUGACCAUGUCCAGCAAUUGGUACGCUACAUUUUUCCCAUUACGCAGACGAUUGUGAGCCGAAGCCAGCUGACGGUCGGUGGCAACAUCAGCACGGCCAGCAGCUCUAGUGGGGGAAGCUCCCAGGGCCCCGGGAAUACCCGUAGCACGAUCAACGAAAUCUCGGACGCCACAAGGACGGCGUACGUGCGAGGGCAGUGGGUGCUGCAGGAUAGCUUCGGGGAAGUGCAGCAUGUCAUCGUUGCACCUGCUCUACCCGGAACGGGAAACUAUUCGGCGUACCCCGAAUGGACGACGGGAACAGGUGGAACCGUCACGGUGCUGGAUCCACCCUCAGUAGCCACAUCCACGGGCGGUGAAAAUCCGUACACUCCCCGGGUUGGCUGCCACAAUCCGGCACACACGAUAGCGGCCGCACUCACGUACACCACCCAGCUGGUACACCUGAUUGCAUUCUACCUCGACGUGCUGCUCCCGUUCCGGGUGGCUUACUCCGACUUCUGCACUACCGCCCUUCCGGAGGCGCAGUUCACCCGGAAGGUGGCCCGACUGAACGCGGACAUUGUGCACCUGUGCCACACCCAGGGCUGCCGCCUAAACGACAUGAACCCGACGCACACGCUCGAAAACGUGCUGUGUCUGCUAAAGUCUCCCGAUCUUGGCCUCUGCGGUCCAACCGAUCGCACCAGUUGCCUAUCCGAUUCGAUGGAGCAGCUGCUGGUGCAGCACAUUGGCGAGGAUUCCGAUUCGGAGGAUGAAACCAUCAUCCACCAGGAAUGGGAAGCAGUUCCGAGCAACCUUUCACCCGUUACGGUCGAACAGCCGUACCUCCCACUCGAACAUCGUCACCGGGCGGUGGGAGCAGGUGGCCACUACCCGCACGGACUUCAACAACCACCGGCCGCAGCAACCAGUCUCAUGACGAGUGCCUUCGCUUCGGUCAGCUCGUUCUGGAAAGGUUGGACUGGGAAGUAAAUACCAUUUCCAAGAAUGUUCCCGCAACAGUUAAGCCGGAAGUAAGGUGUUUUUUUUACUUAGACUCGGGAGAUUAUUAUUCUCAUUCCUACAUAACAUAUACCCCAAUGACAAUGGUGGUAUUUAUGUUGGCUGUAAGAUGGAUCGCUUUUUCUUUACAUAAAUGUGAUAAAACGAUGUAGACAGGCACGUGUGCCAUCUUUCUUCGCAUUCCCCGCAAGGGGGGAGGAAGUGGCCAAGUUAGGCUUACCGACGCCGAACACACGGUGGUCGUGUAAUAGUUCAACGCGCAUCAUCAGAGAACAAACGAACUACAGAUAGGAGCUACUACAAUAAAUAUAAAUAUAUAGCACAAAUUUUUACACAAAGCGGCUUCCUUCGAAAGGGAGAACGUGGGCCGUGUUGGACGGGCAUCAAAACAGGAAUUACAUUGGAACAAAGUUAUAUCACGGUACAAAACGGGGCGUAAGAAUAGUAUCUUAAAACACUCCCAAAGCCAAACGGGAUGCUUUUCUCACGUUCGUACUCGCCAGUAGUGACCCUUAAACAUGAAUUUUAUGUUGUAUAUAUAUAAUGAUUAACAAUUGUUUGAUGGAGACAAUAUCCACAAAAUGACCGCUUUCAAGUAGUUAGCAGGUUAAAGUGUACGGAAUAGCAAACUCAAAGAAACAUCCGUUCAUCGUUUUUAUUUUACAAAACCCCCGAAAUUAGAAACUCUCGAACGGGGGAAAACAAUAGAAGCAUACAUAUAAACUGUGAUUAACAAUAAAAUCAACUUUUGUUAUAAAAUUAAAA